ACAUAAUGACCCUUUCGCCGAGUAUUUCGUUUCUGUUUAUAAUUUCGAUGGGAUUUACUUUGUGUUUUGAUAAGAUUCUUCCUAACAGUUUAAAAGGGAAAUAUUGCAUAACAACUUUCGGCGAAUACGGACUUUGUACUUUAUCGUCAGAUUGUCCAGCUUUUUAUACGUUUCUUAAGAAGCCCCAUUUUUGUGGUUUAGAAGGAUUGAAACCUUUGAUUUGUUGUGUUCAAAAAAUUCCGUCAACAUCACCACCAACACAAGGAAAACCAGAAAUGGAGGUCCAUAUUCAAAAAUUUACUUCAAAUUAAUUGAUAUUUUAUUAUAAAAAUGUUACAUAAAUAAAAUUUUAUCCGUAAAUUAAUGAUGAUUAACAA
This is a messenger RNA of Onthophagus taurus, 377 nucleotides long. The record is from RefSeq and is a predicted model, not a curated record. Lineage: Eukaryota; Metazoa; Arthropoda; Insecta; Coleoptera; Scarabaeidae.